GCGGCAAAAGGUGGUUUGAAACGCAUGCGCUGUCUCAGUUUUGCAGCGCGGGUAAUAAGGAAUAGCUAGGUCGUGUAGGUGUUGUAUCAAAACUUAGCGCGAUACAGCGAAUUUAUUUACAAGUGCAAACUCAUUUUAUUGCCUUAAAUAUUCAUAUCAAGUUUAAAGUAUCAUGUGGAACCAAGGUGGAUACAGCGAGCCGAGCCUGGGCGGGUACACCCAGUCGCCGGGUGGGUUCGCCUCUCCCUCCGCUUCGCAGGGGGGAGAGAAAAAAGGAAGGAUGCGCGCGCAGCAGAUCAUCCCCUGCUCAGUCUCACAGCUGCUGUCCUCCAGGCAGGCCGAGGACGUCUUCAGAGUCGGGGACGUGGAGAUCGCACAGAUCACCCUGCUGGGGAUAGUCAGGGCCACAGAGAAGUCCGUCACCAACGUCCAGUACAAAGUGGACGACAUGACUGGCCCUCCUGUGUCGGUUAAGCAGUGGGUGGACGGGGAGGACACCAGUGUGGAGAGCACGGUCUUCCCCCCCGGGACCUACGUCAAGGUCUUCGGCAACCUGCGGUCUUUCCAGAACCAUAGGACUGUGGUGGCGUUCAACAUCAGGCCAGUUGAGGACAUGAAUGAGAUCACCUCGCACAUGCUGGAGGUAGUGCGUGCUCACAUGCUGCUCAGCAAGCCCACGAGCGCGGUGAGUGGAGGGGGCAUGAACGCCAGCAUGAUGCCCAUGUCGCGCCCAGGCGUGGGUGGGAUGGGCGGCGGGUAUUCCGGUGCCAACGACAUGUCGUCCAACGGGCUGAGCGCCACGCAGAACCAGGUGCUGAGCCUGAUCCGGAGCUGUCCGGAUGCUCAGGGCAUCCACAUACACGACCUGAAGCAGAAGCUGAGCGGCAUGAGCAUCGCCGUCAUCAAGCAAGCUGUGGAGUUCCUCUGCAACGAAGGACACGUCUUCUCCACCAUCGACGAGGAACACUUCAGAUCCACGGACAACAACGAGUAGAGACGGGACUACGUUUCCCACGAUGCACCACCUCUGCUCAGCACUGCAGGUGUCUAAUGCAGUGAAACGAACUCGGGGGGAUUCUUGGCUGCGAUGCUGAAUUUGAGUGCACAGUCCCGUGUCACUUCUGUAUCCUGUUAGAUCUGCUGUGUCACUCGUAGAGGGGGAAGAGUGCUUCUGUCAUUUCAGUUUUUCAUAUUUUCUCUUCCUCAUUUCCAGUCUGAAUCUAAUAAUUUAUGUCAUUUUAUAAAGAUGUGAGAGUGUCUUUGGCCUAUGCCUGCUUCACAGUGUUUUGAAAAGGAAAUGCUGUAUAGUACGUGUGCAUUUGUGAGGCUUUAUUUGUUUGUUUUUUCCUGUGUACAUUGCCUUUUUUUCGUUUUGACUGAGUACAUGUAGUUCUUUUCUGAAAUACAAUACAACUGGUGACAAACUA
Anguilla anguilla (European eel) is the source of this 1427-nucleotide messenger RNA. It is a transcript of the gene rpa2, whose product is annotated as replication protein A2. Gene Ontology annotation, molecular function: DNA binding. The record is from RefSeq and is a predicted model, not a curated record. Lineage: Eukaryota; Metazoa; Chordata; Actinopteri; Anguilliformes; Anguillidae. Gene Ontology annotation, cellular component: chromosome, telomeric region; site of double-strand break; DNA replication factor A complex. The transcript is spliced from 9 exons. Gene Ontology annotation, biological process: double-strand break repair via homologous recombination; DNA replication; nucleotide-excision repair. The coding region runs from base 173 to 994 and encodes 273 amino acids.